Messenger RNA from Striga asiatica, 711 nucleotides. The record is from the annotation of a GenBank genome assembly. Lineage: Eukaryota; Viridiplantae; Streptophyta; Magnoliopsida; Lamiales; Orobanchaceae.
AUGGCACUAAGUUUACGCCGAAGAUUAGGCAAGCGUCUUCAUCUCUUCAAACCCAUCACGAUUUGCAGGCAGCAGUCCUUGAGGGGGCAUAGAACCCACUGGAUAGCUCCCCACAGUAAUGUUGACCCCUUGGACGGGUGGUGGCUGCGCAAAUGGAUGCCCGGGGAACAAUUUUGGCAAGCCCGCAAAUGGUUCAUCGAGCUCAUGUGCCCUGAUGUAUUGAUUUCGACUCCUCGCAGACAUGAGUUGAAUCAAUGUUUCCAUCCUCUGAUUGGCCAAAUUCUGGCUCUCCUGGAUAGUCUGAAGCAUCUGUACCAAACCCGGGUGGAGUGGAGCCAUUGCAUUUGCUCUGGUGAGGACCUGAUGGUACCUCAGUUCCCUCUCUGCAGCAUCAAAGUCAUCCAUAUGUGGAACCUUAUUUAUCAAGGUUCUCCUCCUCCUAUCUUCGGCCGCGAUUUGGCCGUGAUUUGGGAUAACUCCAUCGGGCAGAGGCUCCACGUCUAUCGCCGUUAUGGUAAAUCCUGCAUUUUGCACUCCCAGAUUCAAGAGAUGGUGAAGUGUUAUUCUGAGCCCCCGAUUGCAGUGAAGGAGAGACUUUGGACUGGGCCUGAUUUAAUCAAUAAAUGGGUCAAGAUUGGGGAGUUGCCCAAGUUUUCAAUUGAUUUUGCGGCUGAAUUUAGGUGCUCCGAAUUAUAUGGUGCUGAACUUUAG